Messenger RNA from Oppiella nova, 1227 nucleotides. The record is from the annotation of a GenBank genome assembly. Lineage: Eukaryota; Metazoa; Arthropoda; Arachnida; Sarcoptiformes; Oppiidae.
AUGAAGUCCGCAGAGAUAGCAUUACGCAAUUUCGCCUCGACUACUAAUUUCCUUAAGAGGCGAUUCUCUUCGGGAGACCUUUCAGGGGAAGGAUUUGAAGAUGAAUUGGAAAAUGAAGGACAACCUUCUGGACCACAAACAAAGACAGACUCUAAUCCAGUCCCAACUCAUUCAGUGUCGCAAUCAUCUGAUCUGACUCUCAACUUCCGAGGAAGUAAUACGACGAGUGCCCCGACAUCACCACAUCAUUCCGGGGUCUCGUCCUUCUUAUCUCGAGCCACAUCUUUGACCGGAAGCGUCACUUCGACGGUUCAACAGAUCGCCAGAACCGCUACCAAUAAAGACAGACAAAAGAUCUUAUUAGUGAUCGACGACCACCAGACCGAUUGGUCCAAAUACUUUCGAGGAAAACGAUUGCAAGGGGAAUGGGAUAUCAGAGUGGAACAGGCAGAGUUUCGGGACCUCACGUUAGCCUCCAGUUCUGAUUCUGGAAGUGUUGUCAGUAUUAUUGGUUAUGACAGAAGCGGUUCAAAGGUUGCGCGAUCGUUUCGACCAGACUUUGUCUUAAUUCGUCAACACAUCCGCUGUGUUCGUGAGGACUAUAGAGAUAUCUUAUUAGGUCUGGCCUUUGGAAAUGUCAAAACUCUUCCCAACUGUAGUCAGGGUUUGUUUCUCCCGACAUCACCACAUCAUUCCGGGGUCUCGUCCUUCUUAUCUCGAGCCACAUCUUUGACCGGAAGCGUCACUUCGACGGUUCAACAGAUCGCCAGAACCGCUACCAAUAAAGACAGACAAAAGAUCCUAUUAGUGAUCGACGACCACCAGACCGAUUGGUCCAAAUACUUUCGAGGAAAACGAUUGCAGGGGGAAUGGGAUAUUAGAGUGGAACAGGCAGAGUUUCGGGACCUCACGUUAGCCUCCAGUUCUGAUUCUGGAAGUGUUGUCAGUAUUAUUGGUUAUGAUAGAAGCGGUUCAAAGGUUGCGCGAUCAUUUCGACCAGACUUUGUCUUAAUUCGUCAACACAUCCGCUGUGUUCGUGAGGACUAUAGAGAUAUCUUAUUAGGUCUGGCCUUUGGAAAUGUCAAAACUCUUCCCAACUGUAGUCAGGCAUACAAUUUUCAAGACAGACCAUGGGUUUUUUCCCACUUAAUUGGUAUUCAAAAACGGUUGGGGAAAGAAAAUUUUCCACUAAUAGAGCAAACAUUUUAUCCCAAUCAUCGAGAAAUG